AUGCUGUCGUCGUCGACGGUGGCCGCAGGGCUCUGGCGGUCGUCCCGCGCAUACCAGGUGUACGCCGCAAACACUGACAUCGGCAAGACGGUGGUGUCGGCGGUACUCUUCAAUGCGAUUCCUGCGUACCGGCCGUGGGCGAGCAGUAAGCUUCGGUUCCUGAAGCCCGUCAGCGCUGGGCCGGCCGCAGAGGCUGAUGACAGGUACGCCGUAACGCUCGCCAGCGAGAUGUACCACAACAUGCAUAGACAAACACACACACACACACACACACACAUAUUGCAGGCGCUGACGGUUGGACAGGCACAUAUCUCGAUUCACCAAGGGGGUCACGACCGCGUGUUUGUACGGAUACCGCAUAAUGAUGAGCUGCUGGAGAGCAUCAAGUCUACCCUCGACUACUGGGACCAGGAUGGACCGAGUUUUGCACUGGUAGAGUCGGCUGGCGGCGUGUUGAGCCCUGGGCCGAGCGGCCUGGUGCAGGCAGACCUGUACCGUCCCUUACGGUUGCCGGUGAUUCUCAUUGCAGACCACAGGCUUGGAGGCAUCUCUGCGUCUAUAUCAGCCUACGAGUCAUUGUGUAUCCGCGGGUACGACGUUGAAGGCAUUAUCCUCUUCCAGGAUCAGUACUAUCAAAACCACGAGUACUUGAAGGAUUUCUUCAGCCAGAAGAACGUCAAGGUCUUCUCGCUGCCUCCUCCUCCUCCUCGUAAGGAGAAACUAGAUAGUGAGACUGCUCGGUUAAGGGACGAGGAAGCCAUGGCUUCGUUCUACGAGAAAACUGCCAGGCACGAUGAGGUGUUUGGCCUGAUUGACGAGCUCUCUAGCAAACAUACUGACCGCUUAAAUCGGCUCGAUUCAAUGCCAGCAAAGGCCAAGGAGGUCAUCUGGUACCCGUUCACCCAACACAAUGGAAUGACACCAAAGGAUAUAAGCGUCAUUGACUCUGCAUAUGCUGAUUGCUUCCAAACCCUGGCUCGUCCUGAGAGCAGCACUUGUGAACAUGUACUGCGACCAACAUUUGACGGAUCCGCGUCAUGGUGGACCCAGGGCCUGGGGCAUGGUAACCCGGAAUUGGCUCUCACUUCGGCCUAUGCGGCGGGUAGAUAUGGACAUGUCAUGUUUGCAGGAACCAUCCACGAACCAGCUCUCUCCCUGUCUGAACAAUUGCUGAAAACCUCGGAUAACCCUCGUCUGCAGAAAGUCUUCUUCACGGACAACGGUAGCACGGGUAUGGAAGUUGCUCUUAAAAUGGGGUUACGAGUGUCUUGCACUAGAUACGGGUGGGACGCAAGCAAGGAGGACAUUGGAAUAGUUGGUCUCAAGGGUAGUUACCACGGUGAUACCAUCGGAGUGAUGGACUGUUCAGAGCCUUCCACAUAUAACAAAAAGGUGGAAUGGUACAGGGGCCGUGGCUAUUGGUUUGAUUUCCCAAUGGUUCAGAUGACAGACGGUGUUUGGAAAGUUUCUGUUCCCCAGGGGCUGAAGAAAGAGCUUGGAGACGAUGUAUCAUUUCGAAACAUCUCUUCUGUAUUUGAUUUGAACGCUCGCAAGGAGUCCAGCAUUGCCGGACGAUAUAGAAAUUAUAUCAAAAAGACACUAGAGAACGUUGUUCAAAGUGGCCAGAAGCUCGGUGCACUUAUCAUCGAACCUAUCAUUCUCGGCGCAGGAGGGAUGUUGUUCUGCGACCCCUUAUUUCAACAGUCACUUGUCCAAGUAGUACGAGAAAAUCCCCAGAUAUUCAGCCAGUGUCACCAGCAGCCUCCUACCUCUCCAGACUCAUGGUCUGGUUUGCCCGUUAUCUUUGAUGAAGUUUUCACUGGCUUGUACCGUCUUGGCCGCCGGACUGCUGCAUCAUUUUUGGACGUGGAUCCAGACGUUUCGGUGCAUGCAAAACUACUAACCGGCGGCUUGAUGCCACUCUGCACAACUCUAGCCAGUAAUGAAGUCUUCGAGACCUUCGAUAGCCCACACAAGUCCGAUGCACUGCUACAUGGCCACAGUUACACAGCUAACCCUGUUGGUUGCUCAGUUGCAAUGGCGUCACUUCGGAAAAUGGAGAACAUGGAGAAUGCCGGAUAUUGGGAUGAAUUUGUGCAAGAUUGGAAGCGAACCACGACAACACCAGCCGGCAACAAUGCAAGGAGCCUUGCCCAGCCCGAGGUAUGGAGCUGUUGGCCACAGGCUCUUAUCUCAGAUUUAUCUUAUGCAGAUGGCGUUGAGAGCGUAUUUGCAAUCGGAUCUGUCUUGAGUAUUACACUCCGAGAUCAGCAUGGCGGAGGAUACACAUCCAAUGCCGCAAGUGGUCUGCAAAAGAAACUGACGGCUGGUGAAGGGUCAUUUAAUAUCCAUUCCCGAGUUCUGGGAAAUGUACUCUACCUUAUGGCCAGCGUCACCUCAACGCGAGAAGUGCUGUCCAAGGUAGAGACUUUGUUGCGGAAAUCUCUGGUUGAAGAGAAUAGAGAAUGCAGCGUUCAGGAGGAGGUUACUGUUCGAUAUGCAACCCUAAGAUGUUGA
Messenger RNA from Trichophyton benhamiae CBS 112371, 2517 nucleotides. RefSeq lists its product as uncharacterized. Bases 1 to 2517 code for a protein of 838 amino acids. The transcript is spliced from 4 exons. Gene Ontology annotation, cellular component: mitochondrion. The record is from RefSeq and is a predicted model, not a curated record. Gene Ontology annotation, molecular function: dethiobiotin synthase activity; S-adenosyl-L-methionine:8-amino-7-oxononanoate transaminase activity; pyridoxal phosphate binding. NCBI's taxonomy places the organism in Eukaryota, Fungi, Ascomycota, Eurotiomycetes, Onygenales, Arthrodermataceae. Gene Ontology annotation, biological process: biotin biosynthetic process.